CGGGCUCGUGUGUGUGUGUGUGUGUUAAAGGAUGAGCCUGCACUGGCAGUGCCUCAGCAUCUCAUAAACCCUCUGAACCUUCACGUUCUGUGUUGGCAGUUGCUGCGCCCAGUGCUGGCGGUGUUAGGAUGGAAUUCGAGCCGGUGGUGGAGCGUUGCGCUGAGGGAGAGGAGCACUUUGCACGUGGGGGUCUCGCAGGUGACACUGACGACGAGUCUGACAUUGAGGAGAUCGAGGCCGAGGCCCGCCCGCGCAGCGCAGCACAAGGUGCAGGAUCAGACUCGUCGGCUGAGAGUUUCCAGAGCAGAGAGCAGCCUGAGGCGUCGGAGGAGGGCCAGGACGUUUUCUUCUGCCCGCUGUGCUCCCGGCAUGCCCCGCUGCACGAGGUGGUGCCCAUGCCUGCCUGCCCCUGCCUGUUCUGCAAGAGCUGUAUCCAAGCUUUUGUGGGGCGAGAGCUGGGCAGCUUACAAGCAGAACCUGGAGACGGCGGGUGGGAGAUUGGCUGCCCCACUCAGGCAUGCCGCGGGAAGCUGAUGGCGGCAGACUGCCAGGCACUUGCCCCUGAGGCCUUUGCCCGCUGGUGCGAGGCCGCCAGCGAGACCUUGUUGGAGGAGGAUGAUACCUUCAUUCACUGCCUUAAUCCAGAAUGUGGCAUUCCCAUUGAGAAACUUGGUUACGCCCCCCUACCCUUUGGCCUGGAGCUGACAGGCGUUCCUGAGUUGGACCGCACAGCGCCCUUCCUGGAGCGCUCCCCCUCGGGCACCCCGCUGUCCCGCCAGGCUUUGGUCCACCGAGCCAAGUUCCUAUACCGCUGCGGAAAAUGCUGUACAGACUUCUGCGGCGGCUGCCUUACGGCUCCUUACCAUCUUGGCAUCAGCUGCAAGGAGAACAUCACGCAGCAGCAUGCGCGCCGCUGCCGCUUCUGUGACUCGUUGUGUGGAGAAGCGCUGGACACGUCGUCGUUGCUGGCCCGCCCUGUGAAGAUGCUCCGGCGCGAAUCAGAGCAAGAAAGAGUGGACACUAGCUGGUGUAUUGAGAAGGCGGAGCUGGUGGAGGUGCUGCUGUGGGCCGCAUCCGUGUGUCCCGACCAGGCGUGCCGCCAGAGGCUGGAGAAGUCGUGCACCCGUAUGCUGCCGUGCGGGCACCAUUGUGGGGGGGUCAGGGGCGAGAGGGAGUGCCUGCCGUGCCUGGAGAGCCCCUGCCGAGAGCCCCACGGGCGGCCCCACCCCGCGGGUGCGCUGCCUCGGGCGGACGAUGACUGCUCCAUCUGCUUUGUUGACUCGCUGCGCCAGGGGCCGGCGAUUCGCCUGGAGUGUGGUCACGUGGUGCACUUCCAGUGUGCCGAGAAAAAGAUUGCGGCAGGCUACCCCGGUCCCGCGAUCAGCUUCGGCUUCCUGCGCUGCCCCCUCUGCUCAGAGCGGAUGCGCCACCCCAGCCUGCACAAAGUCCUCGCACCUGCGCUCACGCUGGAGGCGCAGGUCCGCGAGCGUGGACGCGCCCGGUUCCGGCUGACCCUAGACCAGCGGCAACGGCGCCGCGCAGCAGCCAGCAAAGGAGCAGACGCAGGCGAGGAGGCGGCCGCGCUAGCUCAGUACCAGUUUUACCUGUGCUCCCGGUGCAAAGUUCCGUACUACGGGGGGGAGCGCCGGUGCGCACCUGCAUUCGAGGGCCCAGCGGAGAAUGUUUUCAGGGCGGAUGAGCUGGUGUGCGGGGGCUGCUUGGCGGGCAGCAAGGGACUCUGCAAAAGGGGGCACGGCAGGGACUUCAUCGAAUACAAAUGCAGGUUCUGUUGCAGUGUCGCCACGUUCUUCUGCUUUGGUCACACCCACUUCUGCGACGACUGCCACUCUAGCCGGCCCGACAGGAACCCCGGGCUCGUGAAGCCGUGCCCCGGGGCCACGCGGUGCAAGCUGGGGGUGGAGCAUCCGCGACAAGGGGAGGAGUACUGCCUCGGCUGUGCGGCGUGCCGAUCGACAGGCCAAUGAGGCACGUCUUGUUCUAUCAGACUGUCCGAGAUCAGGCCCGUUCAAUGCAUAGAACCGAAUACGGGCUAGAAUGACAGAACGCUCAAAGAUCCUGGAACGCCUCGUAAGAUGUCGUUAACAGCAGGCCAGGAUACCUCGAUUAACAGGACAGAUCAACUGUGUAUGAGCAUAUUCUCUGUCCCUUGCUGUUUUGCUUAUUCAUGAACCUUCCCCUGACCUAGCUAGGCUAUUGAAGUAGGAGUAAACCGGAGCUCGUCACGAGUAUGUAUUGCACCAGAAUGUAGCUAACCUCUUUAGACCGUUGUGAUUACAGCUAGCGCGGCAUCGUUCAUUUUUUUUGCAGGCUGCUAGUCACCGUCCAUUUCACUAACUACACCCGGGUC
This is a messenger RNA of Klebsormidium nitens, 2368 nucleotides long. NCBI's taxonomy places the organism in Eukaryota, Viridiplantae, Streptophyta, Klebsormidiophyceae, Klebsormidiales, Klebsormidiaceae. The record is from the annotation of a GenBank genome assembly.